AUGUCUGGAGUCGGUCGUCGCCUUGGUGUCGUCGCGCUCGCUCUCGUCUGCACUGGCGUGAAUGCGGGCCCUGUGCAAGCUCCCAUUAUUGUCCCACCUCCUUAUGCGGCUGAAUAUGCGCAGAAGACGCAACGUUUGCACAGGGAAUAUGCCUGGGGACACGACGACCUGAGCCCAGUCAGUGAGAGCUACUCUGACAGCUACGGUGGUUGGGGUGCUUCCAUUGUAGAUGCGUUGGAUACCAUUGACAUCUUCGAGGAAGCUUUGAACUUUUCGUCCACGGUCGACUACAGCACGACACCCACAGGCGAUCAGAUCGACUUGUUCGAGACGACUAUCCGAUAUGUCGCCUCUUCGCUCUGCACGUACGAGCUCAGUGGACAGAAAUAUCCUGCCCUCGUCAACCAGUCAAAAGUGCUUGUGGACAAGAUGGUGAACGCGUUUGUCGGGGAUAACCAAAUUCCGUAUGGCUAUCUGAAUUGGAACAAUGCCACUCCCGUGACGGGAACGACGAACAUCGCUGAGGCCGGAACUUUACCCCAUGCUAUUCCGUUGACCAACAUUCUGAGCGUCUUUAGGAAAUACACCGGAAACGACACCUACCGCGAGCUCGCAGAGAAGCCUGUUAUCUACAUCGCCAACCUUCCUCCGCCACUUUCGAACCUCCCUGCACAAGUGAUCGACCCCACCUCUGGCCAAUUCGCUGAUGCCUACGUCACAUGGGGCGGUGGCUCUGACAGCUACUUCGAGUACCUGAUCAAAUACGCGCGCCUCACGAACACGGACAACAAUUUGUUCGCGGAUGCGUGGGCGUCUGCCGUGGAUUCAUCGAUCUGGAACUUGGCGAGGUCGUCGACGGUGGAUGACUGGCAGUACUUGGCCGACUGGGACAACGGCACCAUCAUCCACAUUGGUUCUCAUUUGGAGUGCUUCCAUGCAGGGAAUUGGAUGCUCGGUGGUAAGCUCCUCAAUAACGAGACCAUUGUCAACUACGGUCUUGCUCUCAUGGAGGCUUGCUGGAACACGUACGCCAGCACUACCACGGGCAUCGGCCCUGAGGUCUUCGGCUACUUCUCGUCCGACGGCAACUACACCGGCGCUUCUCCCUCCUCUGGGGACCUCGCCUUCUACGAGAAGUACGGGUUCUUCAUCUACCCGGGUUACCAGGACUACUACCUCCGUCCUGAGGUGCUCGAGUCCAACUUCUACGCAUGGCGCAUCACGGGCGACUGGAAGUACGUCCAGCGCGCGGCGGACGCGGUGGACUCGUUCCUGAAGUAUCUCCCCACGACUGUCGCGUACGCGGGUAUCAACGACGUCGACGCGACCGACUCGGGGUUCAUCGACGAUAUGCAGAGCUUCUGGUUCGGGGAGGUCCUGAAGUACUUCCUCGAUGAGUACGUGUUUAACACCGAGGCACACCCCUUCAAGGCGCCGCCCGCCAAGCCGGUGUACGGCAGUGGCCAGAUUCUGGAAAGCGACCCGUCUGCGUUCAAGAUUAUCUCCCAACACGGCCCCGUGGUCAGCCCCGUGCCUUCCGUGGUUGUGUCCAUCACGGUUCCCAGUGCGACCGGCCUCUGA
Messenger RNA from Fomitopsis serialis, 1581 nucleotides. RefSeq names its product glycoside hydrolase. Gene Ontology annotation, molecular function: mannosyl-oligosaccharide 1,2-alpha-mannosidase activity; calcium ion binding. The transcript is spliced from 13 exons. The coding region runs from base 1 to 1581 and encodes 526 amino acids. Gene Ontology annotation, cellular component: Golgi membrane; endoplasmic reticulum. NCBI's taxonomy places the organism in Eukaryota, Fungi, Basidiomycota, Agaricomycetes, Polyporales, Fomitopsidaceae. The record is from RefSeq and is a predicted model, not a curated record. Gene Ontology annotation, biological process: N-glycan processing; carbohydrate metabolic process.